UGGAUGUGUUGGCGGCGGCACUGAGGUAGUAGGAGUCGGGCGCCGCUCACGGAUGGUUCUCACACCACACCACCGUACCAUCAUGAGAUCUCGUAGCCUUAGCCCCAGGCCGCGGGCACCCUACCUGUGGCACGAGAGGGAGUCAGAGUCUGCGGAUCGCAAGGGCUGGUACCGCGUUGACUAUGGCCCCAGCAAGUCAGAGGAGAUGUGGUACCUGCCAUCUUUCAAGGACAGGAUGAACUUCCUUGAGAGGUCCGUGGAACGAGCCACCAGUGAGCCGCGCACGAGAGCCACCUCCGUCCCUCCAACAACCGUAGCCGUUCGUCGAAGCAAGGCCCUCUCUGUUGAUCCCUUGGUCAAAUACCCUCUCAGAUGGAGGACCUGGCCUUUCUACUACUACAAUUACCGCUGGCCAUACACUACCUUCUACGAUAGGUACUGGCCAAGCCUGGGGCCGUACUCUGGACGCAUCUGGAGGCUGCCCUGGUACCGUUAUCCCAGCUCCCCCCUAAGCGUGUCGACUUAUUGGAGAGACUCAUCGCCAUACUCGUCCUACAUGGCCUCCACCACCAUCACGCCCGAGAGAACAGAGAUUAUGGAGGAGCGUCGCAGCAUCUCCCCCCCGCCGCCCUCCUACCGACCCUCGGCUACCACGCAGCUCAUCCUCAACCGGGUGGCGCUAAGUGGCGGUCUACUCCCGCGGAGUUACCCACCAUCCCGCUACGUUCCUCGCUACUACCCCUCCUACCUCGACUACGACUAUGGCUACGGCGGCUACUACUACCCAUAUCUCUACCCCAGGCUCAGCCGCUAUGACUACCUGGAUGACCUGGAUUCCCCUUACCUGUCGACUACCACCUCCUACCGCCCACGCGCACUCGACCUCGACACAGACUACCGCGAUAAGGCAGCACUUUCUACAUCAACACCGGCAGUAAAAGCAGCAAAGGCACUUCUCGAAGAGGACGACGACACCAAGGACGUUGAGGUGAAGUCACAGACCUACUCCCGGUCGAAGAACUUGGCAGGGAAUACUGAUGGAGAGUCGUGUGUGACUCGCCUGGAGCGGCGUUAUACAAGACUUUCUGAACCACAGAUGCUCCACGAUCACGUUGAGAACAUGCGCCACCGCCUCAAGUCCCUCGCCUACUCCCUGGAUCCUACCGGCCCCGUACCCGAGAUCGUCAUUCCGGAGCGCACCACCACUACCACCACCACCACUACCAAGAAGUCUGCCGUCCCCGCCCUGCCAGCCCCCGAGGACAAGAAGUACUCCUCCACUUCUUCCUCUGCCUUGGAGUACUCGGAGCUGCCCAAGCUGGCCUCCCGCAGACAACGUUACUACCCCGAGGAUGAGCACAUGAAGGACAACCUUAGGAUCCAGUGCCUCAGCCACUACAAGACCACUCGCACCGCCGCUGAGUAUCCUAAGCCCCGCUUGUACGAUACUACCGGAUAUGAUUACUGGAAGCCAAAACAGUACAUUCCUACAGAGCCUUUGUCGGUGAUGCCAGAAUCCUCCUACCGUGCCAACAAGUACUCGUCCACCAAGUGGGAGGAACCCGACACUGUCUUCGGCGGCCCCUCCGACAAGAAGCCCUACUCCAAGGUAGAAACUGGUUCUUCCUUCUUCUCUACCUAUGGUUUCACCAACCGAAAGAAGGAUUAUGUGGCUGAGAAGGUGCGUGAUUAUUACUACUUCGGGGACAGCCAAAAGGACGUAGGACACGUGCGAUUCGACAGGACUGCCACCAAGGCCAUCAGUGACGGCACCACCGAGGAAGCCGGAGAAGAGAAGAAGGAACGCAGGAAGAAGAAGAAGUCCAAGGAGCGUGACGCUGAGGCAACUGCUGAGGCCACAACGGCGCCCGUUACUGCCGCUGCCGCCGCCGACCACUCAACUUCAGAGGCGGAUCCUGUCUCAGCUGUGUCUGAGGGUGACGCCGGGGCUGGUGAAGACGAAGAAAAAGAGCGCAAAAAGUUAGAGAAGAAGAAGAGGAAGCAAGAGCGCGAGGCCGCUGCCAAGGCCGCCAUGGAGGCCGAACUGGCUGCCCUUGCUGCUGCUGAGGCUGAGCUGGCCCGUCUGGAGGCCGAGAGUAGCAAGACGGAUGCUGGUGCCGCUGCCGAGGCUGCCCCCGCUGAGGCCGCCCCCGCUGAGGUGAAAAGUGAGUCCGCUGCCGAAAAAUGUGAGUCAUCGACCGAGGUGGUGUGUGAGGGUGUGUGUGUGAAGCCUGAGUCCCUGGGUGAGCCAGCCCCCUCCCAGACCCCCCCACAGGUCCCCUCACAGGAGGAGCCCGAGGCCCCACAGGUUCCCGAGGAGCCACAAGCCGCCCCAGAGACAGAGCAGGCUGUGGAACCUCAAACCGAGGAGCCUCAACCGGUGCCUGAGGAGGAAGCCAUCAUGGAGGAUCUGCCUCCACUGAAGGAGUCCCAAGUGGAACCUCCUCCAGUGGAGGAGCCUCAAGUUGAGGCUUCUGUUGAGGAGACUCCCGUUGAGCAACCUCCCGUUGAGGAACCUCCCGUUCAGGAACCUCCCGUUGAGGAACCUCCCGUUGAGGAAUCAACGGUUGAGGCGACUCCGGAAGAGUCUCCGGCAGAGCCUCCGGUUGAGGAAGUCCCAGUAGAGUCUUCUGUCGAGCCUACCGUGGAGGAGGCUCCGGCAGAAGCUCCGGUUGAGGUGGAACAAAUCGAAGAGCCUCAAGCAGAGCCUGCACCGGAAGAACCCCAGGUCGAGGAACCUAAGCCUGAGCCUCCAGUGGAGGCUCAGGUGGAGGAACCCUCAGUGGAUGAACCUGUGGAAACGGCACCUAAGCGCCGGCCUGCCUUUGACGAAGAUGCUGGGUGGCUGGAUACCUGGGACGGGGAGGCCGCGGCUCCGGAGGCCGGCGCUCAGGAGGGUCAACAGCUAGGAACAGACGAGAGCGAGGAACCAGCCACCACCCAAGCCGAGGAGGCCAGGCUGGGGGCGCAGGACGACACUGAGGCACCCGCCGACGCCACCGCCACCACUACCGAUGCCGCCGACGCCACCCCAGACGCAGAUGCCGCCGCCGAUGCCGCCGCCGCCGCCGCCGCCGAAGCUGGCACAGACGACACCGCAGAUGCCGCUGACGCCGCACCUUCCACCAGGUUCGACGAAGACCUCGCUGAGUAAAAGCUGUAUCCACCACCACCACCACCACAGCCUUGCCGCACCAGCCUCCCCUCUGCUUUCCCGUGGACUGAACUAUUUGUGUAGUGAACUGAAUGAUUUUCUUAGCUGGCACUGUCUCCUGCAUUAUCUGGCGGCGUUUGUAGCUCUGUUGUGUAUCUCCGGUUCUUUCUGGAUCAAGCUACGAGACAACACCAACACCACAUAUUACUAUCAUAUAUAAACCCUCAUUCACACACCUGAGAUCUGAGGUGGUGUUAGAGUUUGGUGCCUUACAUACAUCGAUUCACUGACCUUUUCUAGAUGUAUUUUCUUACGUCACAGCGAGCAAUCUACCUCAGCUUCCCCUGGUCAGAGCGAGAGAAGAAAACUGUCUUAAUCACAAACUUCCAUGAACUCCUAUUUUUAAGAGGACGAACAAAGUCAGGCAGGGAUUAUCCCGUCCCACGGCCACACCACAGCGACGCCUACACCAGGCACUCCCCUCCCCUAAAACAGUGGCCAUAAAAGAGGGAACAUUGGCUCACGGCCGUGACAAAAAUAUAACAAUUACAUCCCCCCCUUUUGUUGCUGUUUACCUUAUAACUCGCAAACAUCACCGGGAAAUUCUCACACCAUCCUCGACAACACACUACUUAACGCGAAGCUAAAUACUAUAAAUCACUAGGCACUCGAGACGACCUGUGUUUGGAUGUACGUAGCUUUCUAUCGUCGGUCUCUGAAGUGGUUGUGUGACGUCUUGGUCUCGGCCUCCUCGGCUCCCCACCCUCAGGCCGCCCCGGCACUGCCCGCCCGACACCUCGCGGGAGAUUGCCGGGGCGUCACUAGCGGGGCGCCGUGGAGGACCGAGCGUCUGUGUCUUGAUGUCGAAAUAGUUUCGUUUCUUCUCUCUCUUUAUUUCUUUCACUCUCCUGUGUAGUGAGUGAGGGAACGGCACCGAACGGCAGCAGGAAGUAACUAAUGUAAAGUCAAUGAAUGUAUAGAUACCAAGAAGUGCCGUUCGUGUGUCGUGUGUGUGUGGGGUGUGUGUCUCUGCCGCCUCCCCCGUCCCUCCCUUCACUAACGCCCCCAGCCGCCCACUCAAGGGGCUUCGGAAGGGGCGCCGCUCACUCCGCUAGUCUCACUCUGCUGUUGUAUCAUCCUUCCUCUCCUUCCGUGGGUUGGGAAUAAAACACGUACACAUACACAACGCACAUAAACGUAAACAUAACUACACUCAACAUCAUACAACGUUACGCCGUACCCACACACACGCACACACAUAUGCACACGUACACAUACAUACACUAACAUUAGACUGAGUAUACAUUACGUCGAACAAGCUCAAGAAAACCAAAGUUGGCCUUCUGGAUAAAAUCUAUAAAGUCUGGCACAUGUUUCAAAAAGAAGAAAACUAAAAGAUUGGUAUAUCGGCCUGUUGGACAGUCUUACCCUCCUCAAGAGUUAUGUCUUGUUCACAAUAAAGAUAAAUACAUUAAGA
Molecule: messenger RNA, 4631 nt
Organism: Scylla paramamosain (green mud crab)
Lineage: Eukaryota; Metazoa; Arthropoda; Malacostraca; Decapoda; Portunidae
Product: fibrous sheath CABYR-binding protein-like
Exons: 13
Coding region: 53-3154 (1033 amino acids)
Source: RefSeq, a predicted model, not a curated record